AUGGCACUCGUGGGCUGGUGCAGGUUCUGGGUGGGUAGGGGCUCGGCAUGCCCUGCACUCAGCGUGGCCGGCCAGUGCCUGCUGGGCUUGACUGGGGGCAAGCUCCCUCUGGGCUGCCAGAGUUCCUGGGCUAGGUGCCACAGUCCCGUGGUGAGUACCAUUGAGAGAGAUAUCUAUGCUUUAUGUGUGGCCUGUCCUGAACCCCCUGGAGAAAGACUUUAUACAGAAACUAAGAUUUUUUUUGAAAAUCACUUUCGGCAUUUGCACAAGAGAGUUCUGGAGUCAGAAGAACAAGUACUUGUUAUGUAUCAUAGGUACUGGGAAGAAUACAGCAAGGGUGCAGACUAUUUGGACUGCUUAUAUAGGUAUCUCAACACCCAGUUUAUUAAAAAGAAUAAAUUAACAGAAGCAGACCUUCAGUAUGGCUAUGGUGGUGUAGAUAUGAAUGAACCACUUAUGGAAAUAGGAGAGUUUUAUCAGGAAAUCUUUGAGUCUCCCUUUCUGACUGAAACAGGAGAGUAUUAUAAACAAGAAGCUUCAAAUUUAUUGCAAGAAUCAAACUGCUCACAGUAUAUGGAAAAGGUUCUAGGUAGACUAAAAGAUGAAGAAAUUCGAUGUCGAAAAUACCUACAUCCAAGUUCAUAUACUAAAGUGAUUCAUGAAUGUCAGCAACGAAUGGUAGCAGACCACUUACAGUUUUUACAUGCAGAAUGUCAUAAUAUCAUUCGACAAGAGAAAAAAAAUGACAUGGCAAAUAUGUACGUCUUACUCCGUGCUGUGUCCACUGGUUUACCUCAUAUGAUUCAGGAGCUACAAAACCACAUCCAUGAUGAGGGCCUUCGAGCAACCAGCAAUCUUACUCAGGAAAACAUGCCAACACUAUUUGUGGAGUCAGUUUUGAAAGUGCAUGGUAAAUUUGUUCAACUUAUCAACACUGUUUUGAAUGGUGAUCAGCACUUCAUGAAUGCAUUGGAUAAGGCCCUUACGUCGGUUGUAAAUUACAGAGAACCUAAGUCUGUUUGCAAAGCACCUGAACUGCUUGCUAAGUACUGUGACAACUUACUGAAGAAGUCGGCGAAAGGGAUGACAGAGAAUGAAGUGGAAGACAGGCUCACGAGCUUCAUCACGGUGUUCAAAUAUAUUGAUGACAAGGAUGUCUUUCAAAAGUUCUACGCAAGAAUGCUGGCAAAACGUUUAAUUCAUGGGUUAUCCAUGUCUAUGGACUCUGAAGAAGCCAUGAUCAACAAAUUAAAGCAAGCCUGUGGUUAUGAGUUUACCAGCAAGCUACAUCGGAUGUAUACAGAUAUGAGUGUCAGCGCUGAUCUCAACAAUAAGUUCAACAAUUUUAUCAAAAACCAAGACACAGUAAUAGAUUUGGGAAUUAGUUUUCAAAUAUAUGUUCUACAGGCUGGUGCAUGGCCUCUUACUCAGGCUCCUUCAUCUACAUUUGCAAUUCCCCAGGAAUUAGAAAAAAGUGUACAGAUGUUUGAAUUAUUUUAUAGCCAACAUUUCAGUGGAAGAAAACUUACAUGGUUACAUUAUCUGUGUACAGGUGAAGUUAAAAUGAACUAUUUGGGCAAACCAUAUGUAGCCAUGGUUACGACAUACCAAAUGGCAGUUCUUCUUGCCUUUAACAACAGUGAAACUGUCAGUUAUAAGGAGCUUCAAGACAGCACUCAGAUGAAUGAAAAGGAACUGACAAAAACAAUCAAAUCAUUACUUGAUGUGAAAAUGAUUAACCAUGAUUCAGAAAAGGAAGAUAUUGAUGCAGAAUCUUCAUUUUCAUUAAAUAUGAACUUUAGCAGUAAAAGAACAAAAUUUAAAAUUACUACAUCAAUGCAGAAAGACACACCACAAGAAAUGGAGCAGACUAGAAGUGCAGUCGAUGAGGACCGGAAAAUGUAUCUCCAAGCUGCUAUAGUUCGUAUCAUGAAAGCACGAAAAGUGCUUCGGCACAAUGCCCUUAUUUAAGAGGUGAUUAGUCAGUCAAGAGCUAGGUUUAAUCCCAGUAUCAGCAUGAUUAAGAAGUGUAUUGAAGUUCUGAUAGACAAACAGUACAUCGAACGCAGCCAGGCGUCGGCAGAUGAAUACAGCUACGUCGCAUGAUGUCGCUCUCCUCCAGCGUGGUGUGAGAAGAUCAUUGCCAUCACCAUUUGGUGUAUUCCUGUGGGAAAAAGCAGGCCUAUGCCUCCAUAAUUUGGUCAUUUGGCAGCCCCUGUUUUCUGCUGUUUACAACAUCACCAGUGCCACGUCAUGAGCGUCAAAGAAAAUGCCUAGAGAUAUUUCAAGCUCAUGUCAUUAUGACAUUUCUUAAAACUUUAUUAAAAGAAUGAGUGAAGUAUUGCUGAAAUGUGGACAUUCGGUUGGGUACCAUGCUUUCUCUCCCCUUCACGUUUGCAGUUGAUGUGUCUUUUUUUUUUUUUUUUAAUGUAUCUUAAAGGACAUAAAAUUUAAAAACUUAAAUAUUGUAAUAUGACAGAUAACCUAAUAAUUGUAUCUACAUUAAAAUGACAAACAUGAUACUGCUGCUUGUCAAAUAAAAAAAAAUAAAGAAAGAGAAUGCC
Rhinopithecus roxellana (golden snub-nosed monkey) is the source of this 2564-nucleotide messenger RNA. Its product is annotated as cullin-2-like. NCBI's taxonomy places the organism in Eukaryota, Metazoa, Chordata, Mammalia, Primates, Cercopithecidae. The record is from RefSeq and is a predicted model, not a curated record. Gene Ontology annotation, molecular function: ubiquitin protein ligase binding. Gene Ontology annotation, cellular component: SCF ubiquitin ligase complex; Cul2-RING ubiquitin ligase complex. Gene Ontology annotation, biological process: protein ubiquitination; SCF-dependent proteasomal ubiquitin-dependent protein catabolic process.